AUUAUAAAAAGUUAUUGUUGUUAUUUUUUUUAAUUGUAUUAUCUAGUGUUUUGUAUCCGUGAGGACCUAUAAUUGACCAUUUGUUUUACAUAUGUGGCGCUAUUUUUUGUAAACGGUUGUUGGUCUUCCAAAUAAAUAAAUAAAUAAAAAUACAAUUUAAGCCAUGCUUCCAUAUUAUUAAAUAAAUAAUAUCUAAAAGUUUACCUUGUAAACUUUAGUGUAGGUAUUAGGUAUUACCUACCUAGGUGUAGGUUCUUCGUAAAUUUGUGAUUUUGUAGUUCCAAUAGGAAAAUAAGUACUUUUAUAAUUUUAUUGUUAUUUAUUGGAUAAAUUAAUUUGCCCUAAGUUUAAAUCAUAAGUAUUUAGCUAAUGUAAAAAGUGAAAUCCCCAGAAUAUCAUAAUGAAAAAGACUUAUGAUCUGCUUAGCUUGAUUCAAUUUAUAAUUAUUUCCCUAUAAAAUAUGAUAUCUUUGCUAAGAGAACAGUAAACAUAACAAAACUCGGCCCAUGAAAUAAAAUGUAUCAUUUUACUGAAAAACAUAAAAAGAUAUAAUAUCACAAGCGUAUCACAAGGUUUCAGUGCAAAUGGUCAAGAAACGCGUAGGCCACCCGCCCACUAAGUUUUCCCCGCCAAUAGCGGCGCGGUAGGGCGGAGUUACACUUUAUGCGCCGGGUUUUAAAUCUGAAAUUCGUUUUACGCUUGUCAAUCGCUGAAAAGAUGUUUCAGGGGGAACAUGAGUGCGUUUUAAUGAUUGUGAGUAAAACUUAGUGAUUUUUUUAAACUGUCGUGAUGCAAAGUGAAAGUAGUGAGACGGAGAGUGGGUCUGGUCGGAAGGCGUUGAGGACACCGAAGUGUGCGCGAUGCAGGAAUCAUGGGGUGAUCUCUUGCCUGAAAGGGCACAAGAGGUUGUGUCGCUGGAGAGACUGCCGUUGCCCGGGCUGUUUGCUGGUCUUGGAGAGGCAGAGGGUCAUGGCUGCUCAGGUCGCCCUCCGGAGACAACAAGGUGCGGGCAAUACGGAGUCGCGGGACGGCGAGGCGGCGGCGCUAGCGGCUCGCAAGCGGGCCUACCGUGCGCGUCUGCGUUGCAUGCAGCUGGCGAAGGCCUAUCCGCAGCCGCCGCAGUAUGGUAACGUGAGGCUCCUGAACGGCGACCCGUCAUGGACGGAGCGUGUGCGACGCCGCAGGGCUUUCGCAGACGCCGAGCUAGACCGCGGAGCUGCGCCACCGACGCCCCCCGCGCUCCCCGACGCGGCCGUGCCCCCCGCAGUCUUCUGCAGACAUCUGUUAGCAGCCCUUCUGACUAACUACGCCCCCGUACCCCCGCAACCCCCGCGGACCCAGAAGUUAUCCUUUUCUAUAGAAUCUAUUAUAGGUGUCCAAUAAGCGAUGGUUAAUUAUGUUCGUAUGUUACUAAAAUAUUUAUUUUUUUCAUUUAAAGAUGUUUUUCAAUGAGAAUAUAAGCUCUCUUGAAGAGGUAUCGCAUAUGAGCGUGUUAAAGUUUGGUUACUGAUAAGAGUGCCAGUUGAAUCUAAAAUUUUAAUGCUGCGAAACUGCUAAACAAAGUAAAAAUAUACUAACUUAUUAUAAUUUAUUUUGUACAAUAAGACGAAAGCCAAAGCGAAAUUAUCGUCUAUUAUUAAACAUGUUUUGAAAAAGAAUUUAAUUUCUUAUAGACAGGCACUAGUUGAGC
Messenger RNA from Amyelois transitella, 1690 nucleotides. It is a transcript of the gene dmrt11E, whose product is annotated as doublesex- and mab-3-related transcription factor 2. Gene Ontology annotation, biological process: regulation of transcription by RNA polymerase II; sex differentiation. Gene Ontology annotation, cellular component: nucleus. Lineage: Eukaryota; Metazoa; Arthropoda; Insecta; Lepidoptera; Pyralidae. Bases 790 to 1383 code for a protein of 197 amino acids. The transcript is spliced from 3 exons. Gene Ontology annotation, molecular function: RNA polymerase II cis-regulatory region sequence-specific DNA binding; DNA-binding transcription factor activity, RNA polymerase II-specific. The record is from RefSeq and is a predicted model, not a curated record.